Messenger RNA from Opisthorchis viverrini, 5946 nucleotides. RefSeq lists its product as hypothetical. Lineage: Eukaryota; Metazoa; Platyhelminthes; Trematoda; Opisthorchiida; Opisthorchiidae. Gene Ontology annotation, biological process: autophagy; COPII vesicle coat assembly; Golgi organization. The record is from RefSeq and is a predicted model, not a curated record. Bases 1 to 5232 code for a protein of 1743 amino acids. Gene Ontology annotation, cellular component: endoplasmic reticulum exit site; ER to Golgi transport vesicle membrane. The transcript has 17 exons.
AUGUGGUGUCGUCUUGAUCGACGGAAGGAUUUUGGGGCUUCUAAGUCACGCACAAUAAAUUGGGCGCGGGUUUUGUCCGCCACCGACGUCACUUGUUUCCAGUUAUACGAGGCCUCCGGUGUUAAAUGGACACCCAGUAUCCUAAUGGGUAUGUACGAGAUAUCUGAAGACAGUCUGUUUAGUUCAACGAUGCAUCACUAUAGUGCAGGCCAACCCGGAGAAGCUUUCUUGGCAUCUCAACAGACAGGGGGGCUCAACCAUGCACCGUUUCGCGAGCACACAGAGCCUUCUGUAUUCUCCGAUACCUAUAAAAUGGACUACAGCUUUGGACAGGAACCUCAGAUUCCCCAAGCGAAUUUCGCCGGCAAUUCGAACUCUGGCUUUUUGUCCAGUUCGUUUGACGGCGUCCAUGCUGAGCAGAUGACUAGCUUUCAUAAAUCCUUUCCGACUACAUUCAGCACACCAUAUGGAACAGGAGUACACCAGGAUUCAUGUAACAAUGCCGUCGUAUCCACUUUUAGUGAUGCUCCACAGUUGCAUACCCUGAGUGUUGGGACGGAAGAACCCCAAAACCAAAAGGUUCCGGAUACAGUUGAAUCGGCGCGGCCUUCCGUCGGGCGUCCUAGAGGUUCUCCCCGCGGACCUCCUCCCAGUACUUACGCUAAACCGGUCGGAAAGUCGUCUCGUCUUACAGCUGUGGAUCGUGCACGGGCAGUCGCGAAGAAACCACAAAAGUCACAACCGGCUGCGCCAUCUGGUGAAAAGACUGACCCAUUUACCCAGUGGUAUCAGAUGAUGUCACAAUACUAUAGUCAAUUUUACCCUGGAUACCAACUACCUCAGCCGCCGGGGGCAUCCAUUAACAAUCAACCUACAGUCACGAAUCACCCUGUUGCCGAAACAACCCCACGUCACCUCAGCCUGAAGGCUGGCGCUGUCCAACCCAGUGGCCCUUCAUACGUACGUCCCGGACCUGCAUCCAUACAACCGACACCAUCGGGAACCACAGUCACUGGUACUUUCGAUUACGCUUCAUACUAUUAUCAGUACUAUUACGGCAUGGCUGCUUCCCAGUUGUGGCCCGGGACUCAGCUCUACACCGGGCUCCAGCCAAGUGGUCGGAAAACCCCGAAGCUGUUCCACACACCACAUAUUCGAGCCUAUCUAGCCACCCCAGGCAUUGUCCUCCAAGCAUACGGUCGUAUUGGGGUUUACUAUCUUUAUGGUACCCAAGAAUAUCAUUUCACCCGUGGCGUUGGCACUCACCCUAGUUCCGUUUUUUACUUUAACCUUCAGGUUUUACCGACUCGGCCUUCUGAUGGCGAACUGGCCCGCAUUGAGAUGCUUGACCUCGGCGAACUGGCCAGUGAGGCUGUUGCAGAGGCAGCCAAACGUUUAUCAGAGGCUGAUCCCUCAAUUACCAACCUCACCCGUCUGAACGACCUUGCUUUAGACCGUGAGGGCGAACAAAUUCGUGACGGCUACAGCAGCGGUGCCUCUGGUGUGGGUUCGUCAGGUCGCUUAUCCAGUCUCCAAGCGGGGGCUGGAGGUGAUGACGGGGAGGCAAUGCGCGCAUGUGCUGCAGUCGCCGUCGCUUGGGAUCGUACCGAACACUUGCUAUAUCCUGGCCCACUAAACAGAUCCAGCACUCUUAAGGCAGACGUGCUCGCUUUUUUGAGAGAAAAGUUAGCCGAAAUGCAAGACAGACUUCCAAUCGAUUGGGAGUCAGCUGGUCUCCUUCUUACAUUUCUUGAGGCAAUGGUGAAAAACAACGGAAAUGUUCAGCCCAGUGAUUUGGUUAACCUGCUGUUGGAAGGUCAUGAACCUCAAACAAGUGAAUUAAGGACACGAGGCGCCACUAACUUCUCUGCGUCAAGCAUGAACAUUGGCGUUUCUCUUCCGUACUCCAGCAAUCGACCCUAUCUAAGUGAAUCCCUAGCUUCCCUAUCGCCUAGUCAACCACCAAGCGGACGUCAAAGCCCUCAAACUUCGGGUGGUAUGCACCAGUUUAAUAUUGUUGGGCAGCACACGGGGAAAGCGGCUUCAGAAACAGGAGGUUUUGUGAACACACAAGCACUACUACGGCGGGCUGCAGCGGUAGCUGGAAACUUGACGUCGAAUCAACACAGCAUCGAAGCUGAAGAUCAGAUCCUUGAUCGUUUCCGUGAGCGAAUUGGUCCUACCGUGUUCGAUAAAGUCAUGGAUCGAUUUUUGUGCCGCGCCAUUCCUGUUGCAGACCCUAUUCUUACAUUGUAUCAACUCACGGCUGGUGAGAUGCCUCAGGCUGUUACCACGACGGCCUAUGGCCGUGGCACGGAUAAUGGCGAAUGGCGCCCACAUUUGGCUAUGAUACUCGCGGCUGAAUCUACACAACCAGAACUUGCACAAAGCGCAUUAGAACGUCUCGGUGACAGUUUGUUGUCCAGGCGCCUGGUUUAUGCAGCACAUUUGUGCUAUCUACUUAUGGGUCCUUUGUGCGAACACAGCAAGACAGGUCAUGGGCAGCCGGUGUACAAACUUCCGGAGAAGAUUUGGCUCCUGGGCAUACCUCCUGGUUCUACGGACAAUUUCGCGGAUUUGUCGGCGUCCAACUCUUUGUCAGCAGCCACCGAAGCGAUUCAACUCACCGAGAUUUACGAGUAUGCAAUGAAGUUGGCCAACAGAAACUAUCGCCUUCCUCAAUUGCUACCUUUCAAGUUGGUUUACGCAACGCGUUUACUUGAUGCUGGCCUCACCGAUAAAGCCAACCGAUAUUUGACCGCAAUUGGCAACGAGUUAUUGCUAGAAGCUGCGGAUGUUGACUUCAGUGAUGGAUCCAGCGUACCACCAGUCUUUUAUAGCUUGGUAGCCAAUUGCCUUCGUCUGGCAGAACCUUUGCAAUAUCAUCCGGAGUUGGAUGGUUUCGAAUUGACUGCAUUUGGAGGUGUUUCACGAAGCCUUGGAACACCGACCGCCGGGCGUGGCAACAUGCGUUUUGGCACUCCACCUACUCCUACUGGGGCCAGUACAAACUGGUUGGAUCGCCUGCGUGAGCUGUACCUGGGAAUGCACAACAGGCUCCGUCGGCCACAUAACGGAUCAACAAAUCUUACUUCGCGUACCCCAACUCAGCUACAGGCAACCACAAUAAAAGAGGAGGUUGCUCCAAUCCAGCAUCCUAUUCACCGGUCUGCAGCUGAAAACCCACAAACCACUAUAGACAACUUCCAUUUUGAUGUACCAGGUGAUCCACAUCUUUACUCUUCAUCUGCGGUUGGUAGCUCAUCAUCUAGUCAUCCAGUUUCUGCCUAUUUGGUUCCGGCACAAACACAUGAACAUCGUCAAGCACACCAACUAGAGUCUUCCAGUCCGCCCUUUAAUCAAUCUCCACCUGCCGUGUCAAGUUUGGAGGUCAGCAGUCAUACCAUUAGUUCUGCAAACUGGCCCCCAACUGCGUAUUCCCAAGCCCCACAAGGACAAAGUCAGGUUGUUCGCGAUACGACGAAAUCGCUGGACCGAGUGGACUCCGGUACCCCAGUGAAUUCGCAACAUAUUCAAAUGCAUUACUCUCCUAACAGCCAUCUUCACCACCAGCCGUAUCAACCAGUGCGGUUACCUGAUGAGGGUUGCACAACACACCACACUAAUCCGAGUUCAACGACACCCGUUUCGUAUUCCCAAAUGAUCGGGGGUGUUACUAGUCAAUCCUCUGUUUACAAUCAUUCCGAUGCAUCCGAUACAUUCGCACCACGCCAGCACCCCACACCACUGUCAGUCGAUCAGCCGAUGCAGAACAGCAUGUUCUUUACUCCAUUCGCUCCUAGUCCCCCACCAAAUACACCUGGAUCAGGGAACACUGCAGCAUUUGAUUACUUUGCUGGAUUGCAGGUCGGAAGCAGAUCGAGGACAGUCUCAGGUGGCUCACAAAGUUCCCAGACAGGAGCACCUUCUCCGCCUGCUCACGGACACCCACAGUCACUUACCAAGGAGAAACCGAGUAACUUCGCAGUAAAUUCGACGCAAAAUGACUCCGUUACAGAAGCCUCUUCGAGGCCUGUUCUUACUUUCAGCACAACUCAUGGGCCGAGUGCUUCACAGGCAUCCAAACCGUCCGUCCCUCCUGUCGUUGUUUGCGAUUCCGCUGUAUCUGGUGAUGAUUUGGACAUUCUCCCAGAAGAGGUGUUUUUUGAUGAAGAGGAGAUUGUCAAAGGAAUAGCUGUGUCGGCUGUUGGGACUGAUAAGUUGACUGGUUCAUCGCACGUGUGCCGCGGACGUGCGCCUCGGUUUAAUGGAAAUAAUUCACCAUUGAGAGCGUGCGGUAGCAAUCCGCCUUGCACGACGUCAACCUUUAAACCUCCAAGCCCGUUUGGGCGUUGUUUGUCUGUAUCAGUAAAACCACGAAUUCCCGGACUUCGACCCUCCCCACUGCCGCCACUCCCUCUACCCGUAUUGAGCAUCGGUGCCGUCCCCUGUGAUCGUUGUGAGUGUUGGCAUUCACUGAUGUCUUGUGAAAAUGACAAGCGGGUUACUCAGACUUCACGAUCUCGAAGUGAUAGUGGAGGCCUGGUGAGCCAACCUCGACGUAAUUCCAGUUCAUUCGACCGGCCGCUGCCCAACGCCAGCCAACAGCUUCAAACGCCCAGGCAUAUUAGCGGAGUCCAACGUGGUCCAAUUAAAGAGGAGCCCCAGAGCACCGAAACAAAGCCUGAGGAUGGAGACCAUUCUGGAAUGAACAACCAGCAGUCCAAAGAAGGGUGGCUGUCGAAUUGGUUCGGUCGUCUCAAACGAAAUGGUUCCAAAAACAUCCAUUUGCCGGAUGAUUCCAAACCGUCGAUUGUUUGGGAUGAUCAGCAAAAGCAGUGGAUCGACACAAGUAAUCCCCAUGGCAGAGAACCGACACCUCCUCCGCCCCCUAUGACUUCAGUAAAUCUUCCGGUAAACCAACAGUCAAUGUUAAAUCAGUCGGCUGCUUCCAGUUCCCUGUCGAAUCCUCCGAUACCUCGUGUGAGCAGUCGUUCACGCUACGUGAAUGUUUUGGCCAACCAAACAAGUGGACCAGCAGCUUCCAAGCUGGAUGGACCACUGCAGCCUCCAUUACCUCCCACUGUGUUCGCGCCUCACUCAGUAUCAGCUCAUCAGGAUCGUGUGCAGCACGAGGACAACCUGAGACCGAACCAUGGUCACCAGUCUUUGGGUAUGGAUCAUGGCUAUCGAACCGGCAACGGGAACGCUAGCUUAGUAGUUCAUAACUAAAACCGAGUCCUGAUGCUCCCUACACAUCUUCACUUGAAGCUUAUUGACUACUGAGCUGGAAAACACCGGAUGCCAGAUUGCUCCAUACUUCCUGCGGCUUCUGAGGCUCUACCGACCAUGUUUACGUGCCUGUUUCUUUUUGUCUUGAAAGUUAAUACUUGACUCUAGCACCGCACCAUCUUUUGUUUAUCUGAGGAGUCGUGGGCUUUCAUCUACGUUGAUUUUGAAGUUUCUUGUUGUGAUCUAUUUUCCAUUAUCGGUAUCUUUGAAUCACAUCCCCGCGCCCCUUCCCAUCAUCAGCUCCGCGAAUAUCUCGGAGUGCGUUGUUUUUUCCAUGCUAUCCUAUUUCCAUAUAAAUUCCGCAUUCAUCAAUAACUAAUGGACUGUUACUGAGUGUACUGUACUUUCAACGGAGCCGCUAUCUGUACCAUUGGUUUGCUCCUGUCCAGCGUAGCCGCCGUCCAUUGUUGCACACUUUACUUCCCUCCUGUGAUGACACAUUUCUAGCGAAAAUCUUGUUCUUAUCUUAGCCGUUUUCGGAUGGUUCAGGGCAUAGCACUGCUACUCUUAGUCUUUUGGGUUCCCGAUAGUCCUACCUUGUGAGGCUCCUUGCAAACCCCUUUCAUUGCUGUCUGUAUCUUGAAUUUAAUGUUUGUUGGUGAGUUAUUUUGCAGAUUUCAGUGUACUUGAUCCAUACAUGAAAUUGUCUACAGU